Molecule: messenger RNA, 713 nt
Organism: Mya arenaria
Lineage: Eukaryota; Metazoa; Mollusca; Bivalvia; Myida; Myidae
Exons: 4
Coding region: 67-474 (135 amino acids)
Source: RefSeq, a predicted model, not a curated record
ACUAAAUCACAUUGUGGUAUUUUUUACAGACUGGAAGAAAAUGCUAAACAAUUGGAGGCUGAUAAAAUGAAACUGGAAGAAAAUGCUAUACAGUUGGAUGCUGACAAAAUAGAAUGUCAAUGCGGUGAGUGUCGUUCAUUCCAGACGGUAAAAAUUCUAUGUUGCUGUAGAGAAUUGCCAUUUCUUAACGAGAAAAGGGAGGGUGUGCGUUGUAUAACAUUGCACCCAUGGUUUAUAGCGAACUGCCUUAACAAAGAUGUUCUGUACGACGGAUCAAAGCACCUGGAAUUUCCAUUUGAUGAGAUUAACAUGGAAAGAGCAAGCACACUUUUUUGCGAUUGGAUCCAAACGGACGAGCUUAGUUUCAAAAACGGAAAUGUUCCGGCAUGUUUUUUCGUAGCAUUUAUGAAAACGUGGUUAAUGCAUUCAAGGACGGCGAACGAAUGCACAGUGAUGCAAAUGUGUUUACAUUAGACUUAACUUGCCUGACUUUUAUUGGACCGGGUCCAUAGAACAUAAACACCUAGUAAUGAAUAUGUUCAAAAUGGUUUUCAAGUUGCUAUAGUUCAAUGUAAUAGAGCUUACUUCAUAAAAUAUCAGUAUUAGUUAUAAAUAGUCCUAAUGUCACAGUUUAAUAUAAUAAUACUGUUAAACUAUAAAUUGAUCAUGCUCAAUCUGUUGGUGUCCACAUAAUGUGUACUUAUUAGAGAUGU